Messenger RNA from Oryza brachyantha (malo sina), 1122 nucleotides. RefSeq names its product probable CCR4-associated factor 1 homolog 7. The transcript has a single exon. The record is from RefSeq and is a predicted model, not a curated record. Gene Ontology annotation, cellular component: CCR4-NOT core complex; CCR4-NOT complex; P-body. The coding region runs from base 114 to 1016 and encodes 300 amino acids. Gene Ontology annotation, molecular function: nucleic acid binding; poly(A)-specific ribonuclease activity. Lineage: Eukaryota; Viridiplantae; Streptophyta; Magnoliopsida; Poales; Poaceae.
UUCUCUCCUCUCCCUUUUCGUUCCCCUUCAUCUCACCCAAAUCCUCAAAUAAAAUCCGCCGCAGCGGCGAGAUCCUGAGACAGAUCAAUUGUGGGAGGGAUUCCGACGUGCCAAUGUCGGAUCCCACGGCGGCGGUCAUCCCCAGGCCCGGCGGCGGAGGAGGAGGGAGCGAGGAGGAGGUGGAAGAGAAGGAGUUAGAGGAGGAGGAGGAGCCGGUGGAGAUCCGGGAGGUGUGGGCGGACAACCUGGAGAAGGAGUUCGUGUUAAUCCGUGAUGUGGUCGACGGGUUCCCCUUCGUUGCGAUGGACACGGAGUUCCCGAGCAUCGUGUGCCGCCCCAUCGGCGCCUUCCGCUCCUCGGCCGACUACAACUACGCCACCCUUAAGGCCAACGUCGACAUGCUCCACCUCAUCCAACUCGGCCUCACCUUCUCCGGCCCGCGCGGCGAGCUCCCUGCCCUUGGUGACGACCGCCGCCGAUGUGUCUGGCAGUUUAACUUCUGCGAGUUCGACGAUGCUCGUGACAUCUUCGCCUCCGACUCCAUCGAGCUCCUCCGUCGCAGCGGCCUCGAUUUCCGACGCAACGCCGAGUGCGGGGUCGACGCCCGCCGCUUCGCUGAGCUCCUUAUGUCCUCCGGCGUUGUGCUCAACGACUCUGUCUACUGGGUCACCUUCCAUGCGGGCUACGACUUUGGUUACCUGCUCAAGAUCCUCACUUGCAACAGCCUCCCUGACACGCAGGCUGGUUUCUUCAAGCUCAUGAAGAUAUAUUUUCCCACCUUUUAUGACAUCAAGCACCUCAUUAAGUUCUGCAACAGCCUGCAUGGUGGGCUGAACAAGCUCGCGGAGCUCCUUGACGUGGAGCGCGUCGGAGAGUCUCAUCAGGCCGGUUCCGAUAGCUUUGUCACUUCGUGCGCGUUCUGGAAGCUCAAGGAUUCGUUCUUCGGUGGCUCUACCGAGAAAUAUGCCGGAGUACUGUAUGGGCUCAAUGCAGAGAAUGGAGUCAUCACACAUUGAUGGAAUGGUAGUUCUGUUGGAAUUUUAGGUUUGUGAAUGGAUUGAUGUAGUACAUAAAAUGUGACAAAUGAUCAAAGAUGUUAUGUAGGUUAAGUUUCUCUUGCUU